UGACCCUUCGCUCGCGUGCUACACAUCCGGGCCUCUGCUACUUACUAGUGAGAGGAAGAUGGCGGCCGCGGCUGUUGUGGUUCCCGCAGAGUGGAUAAAGAACUGGGAGAAAUCAGGGAGAGGCGAAUUUUUGCAUUUAUGUCGGAUCCUCAGUGAAAAUAAAAGCCAUGAUAGUUCGACAUACAGAGAUUUCCAGCAAGCUCUCUAUGAAUUGUCAUACCAUGUAAUUAAAGGAAAUCUAAAGCAUGAACAGGCAUCUAAUGUUCUUAAUGAAAUUAGUGAAUUUCGUGAGGAUAUGCCCUCCAUUCUUGCUGAUGUAUUCUGCAUAUUAGAUAUUGAAACAAAUUGUUUAGAAGAAAAAAGCAAGAGAGACUAUUUUACACAGUUGGUAUUAGCAUGUUUGUAUUUAGUUUCAGACACAGUCCUGAAGGAACGCCUGGAUCCAGAAACACUGGAAUCAUUAGGGCUUAUCAAACAAUCACAGCAAUUCAAUCAAAAGUCAGUUAAAAUCAAGACAAAACUCUUUUAUAAGCAGCAGAAAUUCAAUUUGUUAAGAGAAGAGAAUGAAGGUUAUGCCAAGCUGAUUGCUGAACUGGGGCAAGAUUUAUCUGGAAGCAUUACUAGUGAUUUAAUCUUAGAAAAUAUCAAAUCUUUAAUAGGAUGCUUUAAUCUGGAUCCCAAUAGAGUUUUGGAUGUCAUUUUAGAAGUGUUUGAAUGCAGGCCAGAACACGAUGACUUCUUUAUAUCUUUGUUAGAAUCUUACAUGAGUAUGUGUGAACCGCAAACACUGUGUCAUAUUCUUGGGUUCAAAUUCAAGUUUUACCAGGAACCAAAUGGCGAGACACCAUCAUCUUUAUACAGAGUUGCAGCCGUACUUCUACAAUUUAAUCUUAUUGAUUUAGAUGAUCUUUAUGUACAUCUUCUUCCGGCUGAUAAUUGCAUUAUGGAUGAACACAAACGAGAAAUUGCGGAAGCUAAGCAAAUUGUUAGAAAACUUACUAUGGUUGUGUUGUCUUCUGAAAAAAUGGAUGAUCGAGAGAAAGAAAAGGAGAAAGAAGAGGAGAAAGUAGAGAAGCCACCUGAUAACCAAAAACUUGGCUUGUUGGAAGCCUUAUUAAAGAUCGGUGACUGGCAACAUGCACAGAACAUUAUGGAUCAGAUGCCUCCAUACUAUGCAGCUUCACAUAAGCUAAUAGCACUUGCUAUUUGCAAGCUCAUUCACAUAACUAUUGAACCUCUCUACCGAAGAGUUGGUGUUCCUAAAGGUGCUAAGGGCUCACCUGUUAAUGCUUUGCAAAACAAGAGGGCACCAAAACAAGCUGAGAGUUUUGAAGAUUUGAGGAGAGACGUGUUCAAUAUGUUCUGUUACCUUGGUCCCCACCUUUCUCAUGAUCCCAUUUUAUUCGCAAAAGUGGUGCGCAUAGGCAAGUCAUUUAUGAAGGAGUUUCAGUCUGAUGGAAGCAAACAAGAAGAUAAAGAAAAAACGGAAGUUAUCCUUAGCUGUUUGCUUAGCAUUACUGACCAGGUACUACUUCCAUCUCUUUCUUUGAUGGACUGCAAUGCUUGUAUGUCUGAGGAACUAUGGGGAAUGUUUAAAACAUUUCCAUAUCAGCAUAGAUACCGUCUGUAUGGCCAGUGGAAGAAUGAAACUUAUAACAGUCAUCCACUUUUAGUAAAAGUUAAAGCUCAAACAAUAGACAGAGCCAAAUAUAUCAUGAAGCGCCUAACCAAGGAAAAUGUGAAGCCUUCUGGAAGACAAAUUGGGAAGCUGAGCCACAGCAAUCCAACCAUUUUGUUUGAUUAUGUAUGUUUUGAGAUCUUGUCACAAAUACAGAAGUAUGAUAACUUAAUAACACCUGUAGUAGAUUCAUUGAAAUACCUCACUUCAUUGAAUUAUGAUGUUUUGGCCUAUUGUAUCAUUGAAGCUUUAGCUAAUCCAGAAAAGGAAAGAAUGAAACAUGAUGACACAACCAUCUCAAGCUGGCUUCAGAGUCUGGCUAGUUUCUGUGGUGCAGUUUUUCGUAAAUAUCCAAUUGAUCUUGCCGGUCUUCUUCAGUAUGUUGCCAAUCAGCUAAAGGCGGGUAAAAGGUUAUCUAAAGAAGAGGACAUAAGGUAUUGGCUAUCCUUAGAGGACAAAAGUUUUGACUUGCUUAUAUUGAAAGAAGUGGUGCAAAAAAUGGCAGGAAUAGAAAUUACAGAGGAAAUGACAAUGGAGCAACUAGAGGCCAUGACUGGUGGAGAGCAGCUAAAAGCUGAGGGUGGUUAUUUUGGUCAGAUCAGAAACACUAAAAAAUCCUCUCAGAGAUUAAAGGAUGCUCUGUUGGACCAUGAUCUUGCCCUUCCUCUCUGUCUCCUUAUGGCUCAGCAGAGGAAUGGAGUAAUCUUUCAGGAAGGUGGAGAGAAACAUUUGAAACUUGUGGGAAAGCUCUAUGACCAGUGUCAUGAUACCCUGGUGCAGUUCGGCGGGUUUUUAGCAUCUAAUCUGAGCACAGAAGAUUAUAUAAAGCGAGUGCCUUCAAUUGAUGUACUCUGUAAUGAAUUUCAUACACCCCAUGAUGCAGCAUUUUUCCUGUCUAGGCCAAUGUAUGCCCAUCAUAUUUCGUCAAAGUAUGAUGAGCUUAAAAAAUCAGAAAAGGGAAGUAAACAGCAACAUAAAGUUCAUAAGUACAUAACAUCAUGUGAGAUGGUGAUGGCGCCUGUCCAUGAAGCAGUGGUCUCCUUACAUGUUGCCAAAGUCUGGGAUGACAUCAGCCCUCAAUUCUAUGCCACGUUCUGGUCAUUGACAAUGUAUGACCUUGCAGUUCCACACACCAGCUAUGAACGAGAAGUCAAUAAACUUAAAGUCCAGAUGAAAGCAAUUGAUGACAAUCAAGAAAUGCCCCCAAAUAAAAAGAAAAAAGAGAAGGAGCGCUGUACUGCUCUUCAGGACAAGCUUCUUGAAGAAGAAAAGAAACAGAUGGAACAUGUACAGAGAGUUCUACAGAGAUUGAAACUGGAAAAGGACAACUGGCUUUUAGCAAAAUCUACCAAAAAUGAGACCAUCACAAAAUUUCUACAGCUGUGUAUAUUUCCUCGAUGUAUUUUUUCAGCAAUUGAUGCUGUUUACUGUGCUCGUUUUGUUGAAUUGGUACAUCAACAGAAAACUCCAAAUUUUUCCACACUUCUUUGCUAUGAUCGAGUUUUCUCUGACAUAAUUUACACGGUUGCAAGCUGUACAGAAAAUGAAGCCAGUCGAUACGGGAGGUUUCUUUGCUGCAUGUUAGAGACUGUGACCAGGUGGCAUAGCGAUAGAGCCACAUAUGAAAAGGAAUGUGGAAACUAUCCAGGAUUCCUUACCAUAUUACGGGCAACUGGAUUUGAUGGUGGAAAUAAGGCUGAUCAAUUAGACUAUGAAAAUUUUCGACAUGUUGUACAUAAAUGGCAUUAUAAACUAACCAAGGCAUCGGUACAUUGCCUUGAAACAGGUGAAUAUACUCACAUCCGGAAUAUCUUGAUUGUGCUAACAAAAAUACUUCCUUGGUACCCAAAAGUUUUGAAUCUGGGUCAAGCUUUGGAAAGAAGAGUACACAAAAUCUGCCAAGAAGAAAAAGAGAAGAGGCCAGAUCUAUAUGCAUUGGCUAUGGGCUACUCUGGGCAGUUGAAAAGUAGAAAGUCAUACAUGAUACCUGAAAAUGAGUUUCAUCACAAAGACCCCCCUCCGAGGAAUGCAGUUGCCAGUGUGCAAAAUGGGCCUGGUGGUGGGCCUUCUUCAUCAUCAAUAGGAAGUACAUCUAAAUCGGAUGAAAGCAGUACUGAGGAGACUGAUAAAUCAAGGGAGAGAUCUCAGUGUGGUGUGAAAGCUGUUAAUAAAGCUUCUAGUACCACACCUAAAGGGAAUUCAAGCAAUGGAAAUAGUGGCUCUAACAGCAACAAAGCUGUUAAAGAAAAUGACAAAGAAAAAGGGAAAGAGAAGGAAAAAGAGAAAAAAGAAAAGACUCCAGCUACUACUCCAGAGGCCAGGGUACUUGGUAAAGAUGGUAAAGAAAAACCAAAGGAGGAGCGGCCAAAUAAAGAUGAAAAAGCAAGAGAAACCAAGGAAAGAACGCCAAAGUCUGACAAAGAAAAAGAAAAAUUCAAGAAGGAAGAAAAAGUUAAAGAUGAGAAAUUCAAGACCACUGUCCCCAAUGCAGAAUCAAAAUCAAGUCAAGAAAGGGAAAGAGAGAAGGAGCCAUCCAGAGAGAGAGAUAUAGCAAAGGAAAUGAAAUCAAAGGAAAAUGUUAAAGGAGGAGAAAAAACGCCAGUAUCUGGGUCCUUGAAGUCACCUGUUCCCCGAUCAGAUAUUCCAGAGCCUGAAAGGGAACAAAAACGCCGCAAAAUUGAUACUCACCCUUCUCCAUCGCAUUCCUCCACAGUAAAGGACAGUCUCAUCGAACUCAAGGAAUCUUCAGCAAAGCUCUACAUUAAUCAUACUCCUCCACCACUGUCCAAGAGUAAGGAGAGAGAAAUGGACAAGAAAGAUUUGGACAAGUCAAGGGAAAGAUCCAGAGAGAGAGAGAAAAAAGAUGAAAAGGACAGGAAAGAGCGGAAAAGGGAUCACUCAAACAAUGACCGUGAAGUGCCACCGGACUUAACCAAGAGACGUAAAGAAGAGAAUGGAACAAUGGGGGUUUCAAAACAUAAAAGUGAAAGUCCAUGUGAAUCUCCUUAUCCAAAUGAAAAAGAUAAGGAAAAAAAUAAGUCAAAAUCUUCAGGCAAAGAAAAAGGCAGUGAUUCAUUUAAAUCUGAGAAGAUGGAUAAAAUCUCCUCCGGUGGCAAAAAGGAGUCCAGGCAUGAUAAAGAAAAGAUAGAAAAGAAAGAGAAACGGGACAGUUCAGGAGGAAAGGAAGAGAAGAAACAUCAUAAGUCCUCGGACAAGCACAGAUAAUGAAGACUUUCAAUCAAGGCUAUGGACAGACCCCCCCCUAAGCUGAAAGUCUCCCAGAGGAGGAUGCCAAAGCUCCGUGCGUCACUCUCAGAACGAUAUCUCCCAUAAUUAAGAGCUUCUGGUGCUGUCCAUUUAAUGGGAAUCUGCUUUAAGUCAGAAGAUGAAUACACACCACCAUCCUCUUGACGAGACAUUCCAAAGUCACUGAUUUUCAGAACAUUAUUUUCACCUCCAGGCAGUUUCUUGCAGCAAGGUCCCUGUGUGUACAAUUUCUACUUGAGAUACAUCAUCCAGAAGCAGCAUCUAAUGAAAAUUUCACUAACUGAAUUUUAGUUCAUUCUUCUUUCUCAGAAAGGAGAGGAAAUCGCCUCCUGGAACCAGUUCCUUAAAUUAUGUAGAUAGGCCGUCUUUGUGUGCGAACUCCUAUACAGUUGACAAUAUUGGGAGGAUAAUAUUGCUUGAGGAUUUUGGCUUCUAGUAAACAUUUUAAUUUCACUUCCUGGGAAGGAUGUUCUUUACAUGUUUUAACAGCAACAGCAAUUUUCCCUUUAAUGUUCCCUUAAAUGUGUCACCAAAAUUUCCCUUGCCAAUUAAUUCUUCUAAUGUGACAUCUUCAUGAUUGAGAACCCAUUUCUUAUUCUCCUAGUUAUGGCCAUACUGUGAUAAUGAUGCUCUUAAUUGGAACAUUGACUUUUUUUUUUGUAAUUUAAACAAUAUAGAUGAAUUUCAUGUAACAUCAAAUUUGCCUUUUUUUGUUUUUUUGAAACAGUCUUGUUCUUGUCGCCAAGGCUGGAGUGCAGUGGCGUGAUCUUGGCUCACUGCAGCCUCCGCCUCUUGGGUUCAAGCAAUUCUCCUGUCUCAACCUCCUAAGUAGAUGGGAUUACAGGCUUGCACCACCACACCUGGCUAAUUUUUGUAUUUUUAAUAGAGAUGGGGUUUCACCAUGUUGGCCAGGAUGGUCUCGAUCUCCUGGCCUCAUAAUCCACCUGCCUCAGCCUCCCAAAGUGCUGGGAUUACAGGUGUGAGCCACUGCACCUGGCCUCAGAUUUGCCAUUUUAAAGUGUACUAUUCAGUGGUUUUUAGUAUAUCCACUGUGUUGUGCAAGGAUCACUGCUGUCUGUAUCCAGAACGUUUCUAUUACCCUAAAAAGAAACUCUAUGCCUAUGAGCAGUCACUCCCAAUUCUUCCUUACCCCAGCCCCUGGAAAUCAAUAAUGUGCUUUCUGUCGUUAUGAUUUUGCCUGUUUUGGCCACUUCAUUUAAAUGGAAUCAUGCAAUAAUCUGUGGCCUUUGUGUUUGGCUUUCACUUAGCAUCAUGUUCUCAAGGUUCAUCCAUGUCAUAGCAUGUAUCAGUACUCCAUUCCUUUUUAUUGCUAAAUGAUGUUUCAUUGUAUGAAUGUUUAUCACUUUUUAUUUAUCCAUUCAUCAAUUAAUGGACAGGAACAAUGGCUUUUAAUUAUUGUUAAGUUCAUCAUGUAUCCACAGUUACUGAUAAUGUCAAGAUUAUACAUGGUGUGAACAGAAUGCUGUGUAGAAAUGAUAUGUAAAUUAUUUGUCAGCAUUUCAUGUGUGAUGAUUUUCUAAGGACCCUUCUAGCCCUGGUUUUAAGAAAUAUGUGAAUGUAGUAUUUUCAUCAAUAAAGUUUAAUGCAUUAAGCAUUAGUUUAAAAUUUGAAGGCAGAUGUGAAGAUAUUUGCCACAUGUUGUAAUAAUCAUGUUUUGAAGUUAUUUCAAUAUGAAAUAUUUGAAAAAUGUCAAUACAUAAAGGAAAGGAAAUGAUUAUAAUUGAGUCAAUAUAUUUUUAAAGCAAUUUUUAUAAUUUAGCAGACAUUGCAUCUUAAUAUAAGUUACUAUUAAAAUUGUGUCCUUGUGAAAAAUGUGAUGUCAUUUUUCUUUUUUUGUUGAUCAUGUAAAAUAGGUACUUUUCUUUGCUGUAUUUUCUGUUUACUUUUGAUAAGCUAUUGCUUGCCUCUGUGGAAUGUUUUACUUGUUGUUCCAUUUUUUUCUCCCUACCCCCACUUCUCCAACAUGCACACAGUGUUCAAUUUUUUUUAAGUCAUCAUUAGUGUGCUUAUCUUUAAUUGUUUCUAAGAAUGGACAAUGAGAAACACAAAUAUUUUCUCCUUUACUGGGGACUCAAGUCUUUGUUACUGAUGCAACCCAUUAACUUUUCUUUCUUUAUUAAAUGUUCCUCCUCCUUACCUUUUCCUCUUCCUUCCUUCUCCCUUUCUUCCUUUUUUAUCCCCUCCCUCCCUCCUCCUUUCAUUGUCCUUCCCUCCUUCCUUCUCCCUUCCUUUUCUACUACCUCCUUUGACCAACCCUCUCUCCCCUACUCCCUCCUUUCCUUCCUUCUUUCUUCUCUAUCAAUAUAAUCACUUUGUUUCUUUCAGGUGAGAUUGGAGUGUUCAGCUGUGACCAGAAAUUUAUUUUCCUGAGUAAAUUGCCAAGAAUUAAGAAUGAAGAGGGCCAUUUGCAUCUCCUUAAAUUAUUCAGUUAUCUGCUUUAUUGCUCCAUGUGGAAAACUUAAAAUUAAGUUGUGCAUUUCUGUAUUUUCACCUGUUGUUCAGUUUCUACAUGUUUAUUUUCAGUAAUGGCUGAAAGUGUUAAUUGUUCCAUAUUUUUAGCACAAUGUGCUGCAUACAGUUUCCAACAAACAAAUAAGGUUACCUGUGUACAGAGUUUUACCUUAGAUGAACUAAAUACUGCCUGGGUUCAGCUUUUAUUUCCAUUCUGAAAUGCUUCCACUUUAUUGUUUGAAACUGAAAAUAAACAAUUAUUGAACCAUUUUGACCUCAUUUAAAAACUCAGUUUUAAUUUAUUAUUUGGCUUAUUCUUUAGUCACUAAAAACAGUGGGAGCAUUGUCUUAUGAAAUGCUUAGGAAUCAUUUUAUAUAGUACAUGUACAACAUUAAAACCUGUUUAAAAAAGAAAAAGGUACCAGCACUCACUUGUCCCUUGCCAUUUUUUCUUGUAAUUAUGUUAGACAAAUCUUGGGGCGGGGGGAUCAAAAGAUAAUUGUUUUAAUUCUACAGCUAUAGGAGCUUUGUAUUGCUGAACUUUGGUCUGGCAAAGUUUCACAGUGACAUUUUUAAAAGAGAAUUUUUUUAUCUACUGAAUUCUACCAGUGUAACCUUUUUUCUAAAUAAACAAUAGUUUUCUCAAA
Saimiri boliviensis boliviensis (Bolivian squirrel monkey) is the source of this 8064-nucleotide messenger RNA. The record is from RefSeq and is a predicted model, not a curated record. NCBI's taxonomy places the organism in Eukaryota, Metazoa, Chordata, Mammalia, Primates, Cebidae.